UGGAAAAUUAAAUACAAAAAUAUGGUUGGACACUUUAAUAAUCUAAUACACACUUUUGAAUUUGUCCUCACUUGCAACCAAACCCUUUCACCACAAACCCUUUUCCUCAAAAACUAUAAUUCAUUGGUGCGUGUGCUAAACAUCUCACUCGAUGGCCAACUCGACAUUUCAUUGCCAAUAGCCAUAAAUUGCAAUGAAAUUAGCCAGUCAGUGAAUGAAAGCAAUCAGCACCGGCGCUUCGAGUUUGACCUGGCGCCUUUUCACUUGUCUUCCAAGAAAAACAAGCUAACUGUGGUGGGAAGUGACGCCGCUGGGUUACUAUGGCCUUCGAUUGAAAACUCUUUUACUGUAGCAUGCGUGUCUUUGUACGACGAUGUGGUGGAUGAGCCAGCAUCUAAUGAAAGCUCAUGCUCCGGCACUUUUUGUUGUGAGACUCUCAUACAAAACACCCUAUCCAAUUUCGUCUAUUUAUCUUCUACAAAUAUCUUCAGCAAUCGGCCUUCCGACACCUGCGGUUAUGCAUUUCUGGUUAAGGACGGAGCCUACAGUUUCUCUAGCAAAGACCUUGUCGACAUUGACGAAUGCAAGGAACUAUCCCAUGACUGUUUUGAGGGGGCUACAUGCAAAAACUUUCCUCCUGGGAACUACACUUGUCGCUGUCCACAUGGGCAUAGAGGAGAUGGCAGAAAAAGUGGAGCAAAAUGCACUCGCAAAAGCAAUAUAAUCAUAAUUGCUUUGAUUUUGGAGGCUGUGGAAGACUUGGCAAACACUGAGUUUGUGCCUCCAGAGGGAGAAGAUGAAGGAGAAUGUAGCUUUUUGGGAAGCAUCUGCUCCCAAAAAUCCUUGGGAAAUCUUGACCCUUCUGAUAGAACAACGAAAGCAAGCAGAAAGAAGAACAAUAACUGGUGCCUCCAAAAACCUGACAUCAUGAUGAUGAUUAAUACUAUUACUACUACUCAGGAACUGCACAGAGCCUUCCUUUGACUUUAAAUAGAGAAGCUUUAGAGGGAUUUUGGCAGCAGACAUGUUCAGUAAUGUACGGAGGCUGCCAACUUGGUUGGUUGGGGAAGGAUGUGAAAAUGGCAGACAAUAAAUAUGCUAUUUGAUAAUUCUAUGCUGUUAAGCAAUCCAUGUUGUUGCUCUCUGUGUGUAAUAAACUAGUUAAAUCAGAGUAUGCAUGUGUCACUAAUUUUAUUAAUAAAUAAAUAAUCACUUUGA
Cajanus cajan (pigeon pea) is the source of this 1218-nucleotide messenger RNA. NCBI's taxonomy places the organism in Eukaryota, Viridiplantae, Streptophyta, Magnoliopsida, Fabales, Fabaceae. The record is from RefSeq and is a predicted model, not a curated record.